Molecule: messenger RNA, 6689 nt
Organism: Lacerta agilis (Sand lizard)
Lineage: Eukaryota; Metazoa; Chordata; Lepidosauria; Squamata; Lacertidae
Gene: LRP4
Product: LDL receptor related protein 4
Biological process (GO): chemical synaptic transmission; Wnt signaling pathway involved in somitogenesis; canonical Wnt signaling pathway
Molecular function (GO): protein binding; calcium ion binding
Source: RefSeq, a predicted model, not a curated record
AUGAGGCGACUCGGGGGCGUCCGCCCGCCUCCUCCUCCUCAGCCGCUGUUGCUGCUGCUGUUGGGAGUCCUUUUCUACGUGCGAGGUGCAGGCAGCAGCAGCAGCAGCAGCAGCGGCGCAGAGUGCGCUUGUGGACGAAACCACUUCACCUGUGCUGUUAGUGCUUUUGGCGAAUGCACUUGCAUCCCUGCUCAGUGGCAGUGCGACGGUGACAAUGACUGCGGGGACCACAGUGAUGAAGACGGCUGCAUGCUGCCCACUUGCUCCCCCUUGGAUUUUCACUGCGACAACGGCAAGUGCAUCCGUCGUUCAUGGGUCUGCGAUGGAGACAAUGACUGUGAGGAUGACUCCGAUGAGCAAGACUGCCCUCCACGGGAGUGCAAGGAGGAUGAGUUUUCGUGCCAGAACGGAUACUGCAUACGCAGCCUGUGGCACUGUGAUGGUGACAACGACUGCGGGGACAACAGCGAUGAACAAUGUGAUAUGAGGAAGUGUUCGGACAAGGAGUUCCGCUGCAGCGAUGGCAGCUGCAUUGCCGAACACUGGUUCUGUGAUGGGGAUACAGACUGCAAGGAUGGAUCAGAUGAAGAGAACUGCCCAUCAGAUAUUCCAGCAGCAACAUGUAGCCUGGAGGAGUUCCAGUGUGCAUAUGGGCGCUGUAUCCUGGACAUCUACCACUGUGAUGGAGACGAUGACUGUGGGGACUGGUCUGAUGAAUCUGACUGCUCCUCUCACCAGCCAUGCCGCUCAGGCGAGUUCAUGUGCAACAAUGGUUUGUGCAUCAAUGCUGGAUGGAGAUGUGACGGUGACUUUGACUGUGACGAUCAGUCGGAUGAGAAGAAUUGCACUACGUCUAUGUGCACAGCUGACCAGUUCCGCUGUAAAUCCGGCCGCUGUGUCCGCCUGUCUUGGCGCUGCGAUGGGGAGGAUGAUUGCACUGAUUACAGCGAUGAAGAAAACUGCGAGGACACAGGAAGUCCCCAGUGUGCCCCAGAUCAAUUUCUGUGCAGAAAUGGACGCUGCAUUGGUCAAAGAAAGCUGUGCAAUGGUGUAAAUGACUGUGGAGAUGGCAGCGAUGAGAGUCCUGACCAAAAUUGCCGUCUUCGAACUGGAGAAGAAAACUGCAACCUCAGCAACGGGGGCUGCGCCCAGAAGUGCCAGAUGACUCGAGGGACAGUGCAGUGUACCUGCCACACAGGUUACAGGCUCCUGGAGGAUGGGAGGUCAUGCCAAGACGUGAAUGAGUGUGCUGAGGAAGGCUAUUGCAGCCAGGGAUGCACCAACAAUGAGGGUGGCUUCCAGUGCUGGUGUGAGCAAGGCUACGAACUUCGCCCGGACAAGCGCAGCUGUAAAGCCCUGGGGCCGGAGCCUGUGUUGCUUUUUGCCAAUCGGAUUGAUAUCCGGCAGGUCUUGCCCCACCGGUCAGAGUAUACCUUGCUGCUGAACAACCUGGAGAAUGCUAUCGCCCUUGAUUUCCACCAUAGCAAGGAGUUAGUCUUCUGGUCUGAUGUCACACUGGACCGCAUCAUGAGGGCUAAUCUCAAUGGCAGCAACGUGGAGGAAGUGGUGUCCACAGGGCUGGAGAGCCCAGGUGGAUUGGCCAUUGACUGGAUCCAUGACAAGCUGUACUGGACAGACUCUGGAACUUCUCGCAUUGAAGUGGCAAACUUGGAUGGCACCCACCGGAAGGUGCUCCUCUGGGAGAACCUGGAGAAACCUCGCGCAAUUGCCCUUCACCCCAUGGAGGGCACCAUCUACUGGACAGACUGGGGAAAUACUCCCCGCAUCGAAUACUCCAGCAUGGAUGGCUCCAAUCGACGUAUCAUUGCUGACACUCAUCUUUUCUGGCCAAACGGGCUAACCAUUGACUAUGCAGGGCAUCGAAUGUAUUGGGUGGAUGCCAAGCAUCACGUUAUUGAGAGGGCUGACUUGGAUGGACAGAACAGGAAGGCUGUUAUUAGCCAAGGCCUUCCACAUCCGUUUGCCAUCACGGUGUUUGAAGACAGCCUGUACUGGACAGAUUGGCAUACCAAGAGCAUAAACAGCGCCAACAAGUUUACUGGCAAGAACCAGGAGAUCAUCCGCAACAAGCUCCACUUCCCCAUGGACAUCCACACGUUGCACCCUCAGCGUCAACCAGCAGCAGGGAGAAACCGUUGCGGAGCCAACAAUGGGGGCUGCACUCACCUGUGUCUACCAAACAACACGUCGUACACCUGUGCUUGCCCCACAGGCUUUCGGAAGACCAGCAGCCACACCUGUGCUCAGAGUCUUGACAAGUUCCUGCUUUUUGCCCGAAGGAUGGACAUCCGUCGUAUCAGCUUCGACACAGAAGACCUGUCUGAUGCCGUCAUCCCCUUGGCCGAUGUGCGCAAUGCAGUGGCCCUGGACUGGGAUGCAAAGGAUGAUUAUAUCUACUGGACGGACGUCGGCACUGAUUCCAUUAGUCGGGCAAAAUGGGAUGGAACAGGACAGGAGGUUGUGGCAGAUAGCAGCCUGGAAAGCCCUGCUGGUCUGGCUGUGGACUGGGUCACCAACAAGUUGUACUGGACAGAUGCAGGAACAGACCGGAUAGAGGUGUCUAACACAGAUGGAACUAUGCGGACUGUACUGAUCUGGGAGAAUCUAGACAGACCCAGGGAUAUUGUGGUGGACCCUGUUGGAGGAUUCAUGUACUGGACUGACUGGGGGGCUAACCCGAAGAUUGAGCGUGCAGGCAUGGACGCCUCUGACCGCUUGGUGAUCAUCUCUUCCAACCUGACCUGGCCCAAUGGACUAGCCAUUGAUUAUGAAUCUCAUCGUCUGUACUGGGCAGAUGCCGGCAUGAAGACAAUUGAGUACGCUGGCCUGGAUGGCAGCAACAGGAAGGUGCUGAUUGGAAGCAACCUGCCUCACCCCUUUGGGCUUACUCUUUAUGGAGCUCGGCUGUACUGGACCGAUUGGCAGGCAAAGAGCAUCCAGAGUGCUGACAAAAGGACAGGGCAGAAUCGUGAAACUCUGCAGGACAACCUGGAAAACCUCAUGGACAUCCACGUCUUCCAUCGGCACAGGCCUUCAGUACGUACAGAAUGCACAGUUAAUAAUGGUGGAUGCAGUCAUCUUUGCCUCCUGGCUCCUCUCCCUAAAGGUUACAGCUGUACUUGUCCCACCGGUAUCAACCUACAGCCUGAUGGCAAGACUUGCUUACCAGGUAUGACUAGCUUCUUGAUCUUUGCUAGAAGGUCGGAUAUUCGUCUGGUUUCGCUUGACAUCCCGUAUUUUGCCGACGUAGUUGUCUCGGUCAAUGUCACCAUGAAAAACGCUAUUGCCAUCGGAGUGGAUCCUCAAGAAGGAAAGGUCUAUUGGUCGGACAGCACACUGAGGAAGAUCAGCAGGGCUGCCUUAGAUGGAUCUCAGUAUGAAGAUAUUGUUACUACAGGGUUGCAAACCACAGAUGGACUAGCAGUGGAUGCUAUCGGUCGCAAAGUGUAUUGGACUGACACAGGGACCAAAAGGAUUGAAGUGGGCAACCUGGAUGGGUCAAUGAGGAGAGUUUUGGUAUGGGAAAACCUGGACAGCCCAAGAGCCAUUGCUCUGUAUCACGAGAUGGGUUUUAUGUAUUGGACGGACUGGGGAGAGAACGCCAAGCUGGAACAAGCUGGCAUGGACGGCUCCAGGCGCAUGGUGCUUAUCAACAACAACCUGGGAUGGCCAAAUGGACUGGCUGUGGAUCGAGCUGGAUCACAACUGCUCUGGGCUGAUGCACAUACUGAGCGCAUUGAGGCUGCAGACUUGAAUGGUGCAAACCGCCGCACCUUGCUGUCUCCAGUACAGCACCCUUACGGCCUCACUCUGCUGGAUUCCUACAUCUACUGGACAGAUUGGCAAACACGUAGCAUCCACAGGGCUGACAAGAACACUGGUGCUAACGUCAUCUUAGUCAGGGCAAACCUGCCUGGCUUAAUGGACAUCCAGGCUGUUGACAGAAAGCACCCUCUGGGUGCUAACAAGUGUGGAGUGAGGAAUGGUGGGUGCUCCCAUCUCUGCCUGCCAAAUCCUGAAGGCUUCUCCUGUGCCUGCCCUACUGGUAUCCAGUUGAAGAGUGACGAGAGGACCUGUGAUCCUUCUCCUGAAACCUACCUGCUGUUCUCCAGUCGAGGCUCUAUCCGCCGUAUCUCACUGGACACUAGCGAUCACACUGAUGUUCACGUUCCUGUCCCAGAGCUGAACAAUGUUAUCUCUCUGGACUAUGACAGUGUAGAUGGCAAGAUUUACUACACAGAUGUCUUCUUAGAUGUCAUCAGGCGAGCAGACCUUAAUGGCAGCAAUAUGGAAACAGUUAUUGGUCAAGGACUGAAGACUACAGAUGGUCUAGCUGUGGACUGGGUGGCUAGAAACCUCUACUGGACUGACACGGGCCGCAACACUAUUGAAGUUGCAAGACUAGAUGGCAGCUGCAGGAAAGUGCUAAUUAGUAACAAUCUGGAUGAACCCCGAGCAAUUGCUGUCUUUCCCAGGAAGGGAUACCUCUUCUGGACAGACUGGGGACAAGUCGCUAAAAUUGAGCGCGCAAACUUGGAUGGUUCUGAGCGCAAGAUAUUGAUCAACACUGACUUGGGCUGGCCCAAUGGGUUGACCUUGGAUUAUGAUACUAGGAGGAUUUAUUGGGUAGAUGCUCAUCUAGACCGCAUAGAGAGUGCUGAUCUCAACGGGAAGCUGCGUCAGGUCCUGGUCAGCCAAGUGUCGCAUCCCUUUGCCUUGACACAGCAAGACAGGUGGCUCUAUUGGACAGACUGGCAAACUAAAUCUAUCCAGCGAGUGGACAAAUAUUCUGGUCGGAAUAAGGAGACUGUGUUAGCCAAUGUUGAAGGACUUAUGGAUAUCAUUGUAGUCUCUCCUCAAAGGCAGACAGGCACCAACGCUUGUGGAGUCAGUAAUGGAGGCUGCACCCACCUCUGUUUUGCAAGAGCUUCUGACUUUGUUUGUGCUUGCCCAGAUGAACCAGAUGGGCGGCCUUGCUCAAAUGUUCCUGGCAUGGGGCCUCCAAUUCCCGAGACCACUCGUGCAAGCAAAAAGAGUCAGACUCCCGCUGGUAGAUCUGGCUCUUCGACAACCAAACCCCAUAUACCCUUGGAAACAACAGAAGCAAACUGCUCUGACAAAAAGGUUGGCCAAGGCUUGUGCAGCCGAGCAAGCGAAGCUGUGCCGGCAACCACCGGAGGACUGCACGUCAGUUACAUAAUUGGAGGCCUUCUCAGCAUAUUGAUCAUUCUGCUGCUAAUUGGUGCUGUGAUUAUAUACAGGCACAAGAAGUCCAAGUUCACAGAUCCUAGCCUGGGCAACCUUACCUACAGUAACCCCUCUUACCGGACAUCUACCCAAGAGGUAAAGAUUGAAACAGUUCCCAAGCCAGCCAUGUAUAACCAGCUAUGCUAUAAGGAGGCCGGACCUGAUCACAGUUACAGCAAGGAAAAGAUCAAGAUUGUGGAAGGGAUAUGCCUCUUGUCCAGCGAUGAAUCGGAGUGGGACGACCUGAAACAGAUACGGAGCUCUCGGGGGUGUAUCCUCCGUGACCACGUCUGCAUGAAGACUGACACGGUCUCUAUCCAAGCCAGCUCCGGCUCGCUGGAUGACACCGAAACUGAGCAGCUGCUGCAGGAGGAGCAGUCAGAAUGCAGCAGCAUCAACGCGGCAGCGACCCCCGAGCGCCGCGGCUCCCUUCCAGACACAGGCUGGAAGCACCAACGCAAACCCUCAACAGAGAGUGAUGUCUAAAGCACACAAUGAGACGCUUGUCCCUCCUCUGUCACCUUUCGCACUGAUGAGAUAGGAUCUUGCCCGCAAUUCCAGGAGGAACUCAAAAGAGACUUGCCUCUGUGUCACACAGAGCCCAGAGCCUUUCUUUCUGAGAGGAGCCUGAGCUUAAACUGCCUUUUGUGGCAGGUGGGAGACAACCUAGAGACUCUCUUGGCUCACUGAUGUUUAUUUAUAUAAUGUCCCCUUUUGCUAGAAGCUGUGGUGUUGAAUUCAGCAGCUGCUUUCCCAGCUGUGUCCGGUGCAGCUUUCACUCGGUCUAGUGCACCAGCUAGCCAUGGACUCCCAACGCCACCAGGGAGGGAUGAGAGUUUCUGAAGUUCCCUGAUACUACUACCUUUCUUCAGAGUCUGUUGGCACUAACUAGAUUUUGCACUGCGCUCUUUCUGUCUUAAAUGAAAGGGUUUGGGGCCAGGUAGAAGUGCCUGAAGUGAGAAAGGUGAUGUAACAGCGGGUCACUUUUGCAGAUACUUGUGCGGGGAGAGCAAACGACAGUUGUAACUUCACUGGAAGGGUCACUAAAUUACCACGACCCAUCUUUUUUCUAAGCGGUGGGGAAACACCUGUGAAAUCCAACCUAGGGUGUCAGGAGUUCAGAGGGUAAAGCAUUUGAGCCUGUUGCUGGCAACAGAGGUUGCUCCUGCCACAGUUCGGUAUGGCAGAAUGCCCACUCCCUUCCUAAAACAUACUUCUGGUUUUUGUCAGAUUGAACUUAACACAUCUGUUCCCUGGAGGGACGACUCGCUGUUUUUAUUGCACUUCCCAGUAGCUUUGACUUCUGAGGAAAGCACCGGGUGCAGUGGUAUUUUAUCAUAACCUUCCUUAGUUACUCAAGUCACAGGCCCAUCCUGUGGAAAUGUGUGCUACUGAAAACAACGUUAGCCUGUGGAACACAA